Molecule: messenger RNA, 4192 nt
Organism: Chelonia mydas (Green sea turtle)
Lineage: Eukaryota; Metazoa; Chordata; Testudines; Cheloniidae
Gene: ENTPD5
Product: ectonucleoside triphosphate diphosphohydrolase 5 (inactive)
Exons: 15
Coding region: 1257-2543 (428 amino acids)
Biological process (GO): nucleoside diphosphate catabolic process
Cellular component (GO): membrane
Molecular function (GO): GDP phosphatase activity; UDP phosphatase activity
Source: RefSeq, a predicted model, not a curated record
AAAGAGGAAGGGGGCAGUCCUAAGCUGUUAGCCCCUGCAGAGAAGCCUCAGGAGCUCCACAUUGCUGGAAGCAACCCCCAUUACUGAGUCACCAGAGGCCCCUGUGGAGACCAGGAAUGACAGGCCAUGAUUGAAGGAGAAGAGGCUCUGCAUCGCUGAGAGGCAGAACACCCCUUGAAAGUCCACAAGCACACCUUGUGGUGGCUUUUGAGAGGCAGAGGCUGUGGUAGGAGGUGACCUAUGGAGCAGGCUUGCUGGUGUCCUUCCCCAGGCUGUGUAUCCGACCUGCCAAUCACAGGGCCCUGGAUUUUAACGCACUCAAGCAGGGAGGGCACAAGUUCCCCUAUGGCCCCACAGACAAUACCAUCUCUCCCCUCACCCCCAACAGACACUGCUGAGGUUUCCAUGUGGCAGAGCUGAAAUAAGGUUCUGCUUCGCAAGUUCUGUUGCCCUGGGACUUCCUGUUCCAUCUUGACUCUGGGGCAACCUUGUUCCUCCCUCCACUGUAUGAGGAUUGUAUACUUAAAUGCUGAAGAUCCAGAACAGCUGAAUUCAUUUUGCCUCAGUGCUUUCACCUUGGUUGUACUUUAAAUUUUCUCUCAUUUUAAUAUAUAAAUUUGCCCUGUGUUGAUUUUACUGCAGGGGUUUGUGGCUGGUUGUGAGUGUUUCCAGUUUAAAUAAUGACAGCUCAGUUUUGGCAGAGCUAAUGCUGUUGAAAUGAACUUUAUGUCAAUUUGUUAAAUGUUUUGCUAAUUUAUUGAUCUCAGUUGAACAUUUAGUUGUCUGGAACCUGCCCUUUGUACUUAUCUGGCUCAACUAAGCAUGCAUGCUUGUCAGCACUAGAGCAAUGAUAAACCCAAACUCAUAAAGAACAACGAGCGUGAAAUUUCAUGUGCCUCCCUGAUCGACUAGCUUGCGUGAUAAAUAGUUCAGUCAUGUUAGCUGAAAGUGAAGAAGAGGUGAGUACAGGCUCAGUCUUCGCUGUCACAGCUUCCCAGUUAUUGUAAGCUGCCUGUCAGGAAUCUUUGGAGUGGAGGAGCAGUUGCCUAAGUCUUGCCUCAGGCCAGCAUCCCAUAUGUGGAUGUCAGGACGGAGAGAUCCAGCCCUGAGCGCCACUUAUAUAAGGUGUGAAUUCAGCUGAGGCUUGAGCUGUCAGGAAAGUCCCAGGACUGUAAAUCUGAUCCGGAAGUCCAGGAGGUCCUGCAACUCUGUGAACACUGAUCCAUAUUCCAGCUGCCCCAAGGUUUUCUUGCAGGAUGGCAGCUACCUGUCUCGCCAUCUUUCUAAUGCUGGCCCUUUCCUCUAUCUACUGCAUUGUUUCCCAUCCAAGCCCAGAGAUGUGGUUUCAGGGUCUCUUUCCACCUCGUGUGUGCCUUGUAAAUGCCACUGCCAACACCUUUUAUGGCAUCAUGUUUGACGCAGGAAGCACCGGGACCCGAAUUCACAUUUACACCUUUGUGCAGAAAAACCCAGAGCAGCCUCCAGAGCUGGACGGGGAGAUCUUUGAGUCAGUGAAGCCAGGUCUUUCUGCUUACGUUGAUCAGCCUGAAAAGGGUGCAGAAACUGUGAAAGGAUUGUUGAAAAUGGCCAAAGAAGCUGUGCCACGUAGUCUUUGGAAGGAGACCCCAGUGGUCCUGAAAGCUACAGCUGGACUGAGGCUGCUGCCAGAGCCCAAAGCCCAGGCUCUGCUCUCAGAGGUGAGAGAGGUCUUUGAGGAGUCACCCUUUCUGGUUCCAAAUAACAGUGUUAGCAUCAUGGAUGGAUCUUCUGAAGGAGUUUUAGCCUGGAUCACUGUGAACUUUCUGACAGGGCAGCUGUACAGCCAGAACCAGCAGACAGUUGGGAUACUGGACCUGGGAGGAGCCUCAACCCAAAUCACUUUCCUGCCACGGUCUGAGGAAACCUUGGAGCAAACCCCUGUGGAUUUUGUCACCUCAUUUGAAAUGUUCAAUAGCACUUACAAGCUCUACACACACAGCUAUUUGGGCUUUGGACUGAAAGCCGCCAGACUAGCAACGCUUGGAGCCCUGGAAAUGCAAGCAGUGGAUGGACAGAUGUUCCGAAGUUCUUGUUUACCGAAGCGACUGGAGGCAGAGUGGCACUUUGGGGGAGUGAGAUAUCAAUAUGGUGGCAACAGAGAAGGAGAAACAGGAUUUGAGCCUUGCUAUUCAGAAGUGGUGAAGGUCAUACAAGGGAAAUUGCACAAGCCAGAUGAGAUUCGCAGAAGCUCCUUCUAUGCCUUCUCCUAUUAUUACGAUCGAGCUGUUGACACUGACCUGAUAGAUUAUGAAAAAGGAGGAGCUCUAGAAGUGAGAGAUUUUGAAAGGAAAGCUAAAGAAGUGUGUGAUAACUUGGACAGGUACACUUCCGCCAGCCCUUUCCUCUGUAUGGAUCUCAGUUACAUCACUGCAUUACUAAAAGAAGGCUUUGGAUUUGGGGAUAACACACUCUUACAGUUAACAAAGAAAGUGAACAACAUAGAGACAAGCUGGGCCUUGGGUGCCACCUUUCACCUGCUGCAGUCUCUGGGGCUCUCCCACUGAGCCAGCACCCCCUACAGAACAUUGGCCUUUCCAGAAGGAAGAGAGGGCAAGUUCAAAUUUCCAACUGCAUAGCUCAGCAGGAGUCAGUCCUACAGCAAAACAUGGGUUGAAGCUAUGGAAUCAAUUCCCCAAGGACUAAGCAGUUCCCAACUGCAACGAGAGCAGCCACAGUAUGGUUUCUAAAUAACUUCAUUGCCGUAACUGAUACAAAAUCUGCCUCCUGAAAGCCAAAGAGCCUAAAUUCCAACUAGGCAGCCUUGAAGCGGAUUGUGCUUAUAAGCAGCCCGGACACAGCUUCAGUGAAUGGAUUCGUAGAUGCCCCAUUGUACCAGCAGUUCAGAGUGCUUGUCAUGCCCUGGCAAACCACAGACCUUUGGCUGAUGCUUGAUAAUUUUUACAUGUAGAACUGAAGUUUGGCCCAGAGAAUUUUUAAAAAAUAUAAAUAUUCAAACAUAACACAUGCAUUCAAUGCAAAGUGAAAUCCCCAAUGUGUUGUAAGCCUCAGUUUUCAAUGUGUUAGCCCUUAAACUGCUUAAUACUGAGGGCUUUUAACCUUUCAGGAUUGGCUAGUUCCAAGGCAAGUGCUUCUUGGGCAGGUAUGAAGCAGAAAGCAAGAGGUGGCUAGGUUGGCUGUCUUGGUCUAGAAGCCUGGGCCUCUCCCUCCCUGUUCUCCCCUCUGACCAGUCUUGAGUAAGACAGAAUCAGUUCUCUGUUCAGAGGAUGCUGGUUAAGGAGCUAUGGUGAGACAAGAACAGAUGGUUUUUCACUUACUUGAGGUGAAAGGGAGAGGAAAAUGGGAGUAGAGGUAACUUGGUUCCUGUUCAAAUUAGAAUCAGACAGAUCAUUUCCCUCCUCUGGGUUUGUGUUUUAACCCACUGAACUUUAAGUCAAUAAGAGCAGGAACUAUAAUAAUAAUUUUGCAGGGUUGGGUUGAUAACAUAAGCCUAAGCUACUUGGGGGGGAGAAGGGGGAGGGAAUGUGGCUGGCCCUUACAACCAUAGUCUUAGUACAAGACUCAUGGCAAGUCCCUACACUGGGGUAGAGAAAUGUGUGUUUAAUAUUUUAUACAGUUCGUCUGUAGAAACAGAGCACUCAAGGAAGGGGUUGUAGCUUCUCAGUAUUUCCUCCCAUCCCCUCCCCCAACCCAGGCACUCUGGUAUGACAAUACUCAGUUGUUUAAUAGUGUGUUUCAAAAGUGGCAAUUGUAAUCUCUCCUACCCCAAUGCCUAUGUGGAAACAAAAGAGGUUUACAUUUAGAAGCAAAAAGGCUCUCACGAGAUGGCCCAUCACCCAUCCCUGCAGAGGCUCAGUGCCAGCUUGCUUCUUCAGCACAGCCUGGCGGUGGCAGUCUUUUCCCUCUCAUGCUAAACUGCCUGCCCCGUCUCUUCCACCUGAGGUGAGGCAAAGCUCCCAUAAUGACCUGAGAAAUUCCCCUGCAACCUCCUAGUAAAACAGGCCAGUCCCUCUAGUGUAAAAUACCUCAGAACUGGCCUGUGGUAUACAGGGAAUGUAAGAAACCUUUACCACAACCUCAUGCGGAAAUGACUGUUCUGUAUUAUCUGCCAGAGGUAAUGGCAGUACAGUCCAUGCACACAUUACUAGGAGAGUGCAUGCAUCUACUACUACCUAUAAAUCUUGCUUUCAGCAAA